Aspergillus puulaauensis is the source of this 1482-nucleotide messenger RNA. RefSeq names its product sugar porter family MFS transporter. Gene Ontology annotation, biological process: transmembrane transport; carbohydrate transport. Lineage: Eukaryota; Fungi; Ascomycota; Eurotiomycetes; Eurotiales; Aspergillaceae. Gene Ontology annotation, molecular function: carbohydrate:proton symporter activity. Bases 1 to 1482 code for a protein of 493 amino acids. The transcript has 4 exons. The record is from RefSeq and is a predicted model, not a curated record. Gene Ontology annotation, cellular component: membrane.
AUGCUCUCUCCUAAUGAGAGGAUCUUCCUCAUUGCCGCGCAUAUCUCGCUUACUGGUCUUCUCUAUGGCCUGGAUACAGGCUCGAUCGGUGUUGUCACCCAGAUGACCCAGUUUAGUGAUUCCAUAGGCCAUCUAUCCUCCACGCAGCAGGGAAUAUACGUUGCUUCAAUACUCCUCUCGUCGUCCGUGUCGUCCUUGUCGAGUGGCCAUGUAUCUGAUCGCAUAUCGAGAAAAUAUGGGAUUCUGCUUGGAGGCAUCAUAUCGCUAAUCGGAACUGUCAUCUCCGCUUGCUCGCCGAACUUUGCCAGCUUGAUCGUAGCACGGUUGAUAACGGGCAUUGGAAUGGGACAAGCAAUCUCGGUCACCACGGUGUACCUUGUAGAGGUAGCUCCAGUAGCUAUCCGGGGUGUUGCUGCUUGCUUCCUGCAGACGUAUGUCGUGCUCGGUAUCAUGACUGGGUAUUUUCUCUCUUUCGGAUCUUCCAACAUCCAGGGGAGCCUUUCUUGGAGGGUGCCAUUUAUUAUUCAGGCUUGCAUUGCUGCCCUUCUCUGUGGUGGAAUGGUAUUUAUCCCUUUCUCCCCGCGAUGGCUUGCGCAGGUUGGACGUAGUGAUGAUGCGAAGCAAGUCCUUUGCAAACUGCGUCCAUCAUCAGCUGUCCAAGCGGAGCUCGAAGAAAUCCAAGAGAGUCUGGACCCGGAAAAGCAACACCAAACCGCCAGUAUCAAAGAGAUUUUCAAUCGGAAGUACCGAGGCCGCACAGCUCUGGGGAUUUUCCUUAUGUCCUUUCAACAGUUAACAGGGAUCGACGUGGUGUUAUAUUAUGCACCGAUUCUCUUUCAACAAGCGGGGUUCACGUCUCAGAGGGCCUCGUUCCUGUCAUCCGGCGUUUCUGGUAUUGUUAUGUUGAUCUGCACAAUCCCUGCUCAGAUUUGGGUUGAUCGCUGGGGUCGUCGGAAGCCGUUGAUUUAUGGCGGAGCCGUAAUGGCGAUUUGCUUCAUCAUUAUCGGGUCGCUCUACGCCAGGUAUGGCCGUAUCGAGUCGAACGAAGUCACACUCGGGUCCGGCUCUGCUCAAUGGGUUGUAAUCGUCCUGAUAUAUGUCUUUGUGGCCAACUUUUCCUGGUCGUGGGCUGUGGUCGGCAAGAUCUACGCCUCAGAAAUAAUCCCAACACGACUACGAGCCAAAGUCUGCGCAGUCGAGCUCGUCGCAAAUUGGGUCGUCAAUUUCCUCGUGACUUUCACAGCUCCUUUGUUCCUACGCGCCUCGCCAAGCGGGCCAUAUUACCUCUACGGGUUUUCGACAGUCCUCGCGGUAAUAGUGUGCAUCCUGAUGCCGGAAACAAAGGGCCAUAGUCUGGAGCACAUUGAGAGAUUAUUUGAGAGUCGGAACGAAAACCGGAACGAGAAUCGGAACCAGAACAAUGAGAACGGACGGGAUGCAAUGAGGGCAAGGCCGCAAGUGCUGCUGGAUCGGCAAUCUUAA